AUGUUUGGACGCCCCAUCACUCGGCCUCUCGUCCACAGACAUCAGCCGCUGUCUGAGGGUCGAAGGAUCGAUCAGUACGGACGGCGUUGCGGCGAAAGUACGACUUACAGAACUCCUCGGGUCGAGGCACGGGCGAGAUACGGCUCUUCGACGACGGAGCGGGUGAUGACGACGUCGAGCCGUGAGCUGACAAGCUCGGCGAAGACGACAUGGAGAACAAUGUGCUCCUCGACCCGGGCGAGAAGAACCUGGUGUCGGGCAUGCAGAUGUUGUCGACGGCGGAGCGGCCCGCCCUUUACGACUACAGCAAGCGCCGGCGCGCCUUCGACGUGCGAACGACAAGGUACAAAGACAUCCGCGGGUCUAUCACGACGGAGGCGGUGCGACGAACCAAGGAGGACCUGCGUCAAGGUCGCUGCAAGACGCUCCGGCCAGGCGCCUUCGAGGACUACCUGCGGCGCUGUGGGCGUAACGGGGCAAGCAUGUCGAAGGACCACGCCACGACUCUGGCACGCGGCUCCGGGCUGCCAGUGCACCGAAGGCUGCGCCUCUCGGCCUACAUGCGUGAUGAGCUUGCCGGUAAGGUGCUCACCGACGAUCUCUAGGAUCGGUUCGGCAGGGACGUCAAGGUCCUCAUCGAAAACUGGGCCGACGGGCCGGGCCGUGCGCCAUCAAGGUCAAAGGGGCUGCGUCGAGGCCUCUGGCACAACGCCAUACCCGUGCACCUCCUAG
Molecule: messenger RNA, 732 nt
Organism: Pseudozyma flocculosa PF-1
Lineage: Eukaryota; Fungi; Basidiomycota; Ustilaginomycetes; Ustilaginales; Ustilaginaceae
Exons: 1
Coding region: 1-732 (243 amino acids)
Source: RefSeq, a predicted model, not a curated record